This is a messenger RNA of Megalobrama amblycephala (Wuchang bream), 2463 nucleotides long. RefSeq lists its product as uncharacterized. Bases 40 to 2448 code for a protein of 802 amino acids. The transcript is spliced from 14 exons. Lineage: Eukaryota; Metazoa; Chordata; Actinopteri; Cypriniformes; Xenocyprididae. The record is from RefSeq and is a predicted model, not a curated record.
CACGGAUGGGAGGAGGAGGAGGGCGGGUCUAGCUGAGUCAUGUUUAUUUACAACUGUACAUUUGACAUGUCAAUAUUGAAACAGAAAGGGCUUUCGUUCCCACAGAAUCGGCAUUUGUUUUUCAGAGAAACUGUGAUGAAUCUCUUCAUUUUCCUCCUAGUGUGGGUUUUCCAGCUUGGUAUGUCCGGUGUUGACAAAGACAGAGUGUCAGUGUCAGUGAUGGAAGGAGAUUCAGUCACUCUGAACACAAAUGUUAAAACAAACCAACAAGAAAAGAUUAAAUGGUUUUUCAAUCACACUUGUAUAGCUCAAAUCAGUGAUUAUCUUAGUAAGACCUGUACAGAUGUUCAGUGUAAUGAAGGCACUGAGAGAUUCAGAGACAGACUGAAGCUGGAUCAUCAGACUGGAUCUCUGACCAUCACAAUAAUCAUAUCCACAGACUCCGGACUGUAUAAACUACAGAUCAUCAGCAGCAACAGCAUCAGUGAAAAGAUCUUUAUUAUCACUGUCUAUGAUGUUCCUGCUGCUGAGCGUGAUGCAAUGAAGAGAAAGUCAGUGAAGGAAGGUGAAUCUGUCACUUUUGAUCCUGGUGUAAUAUACAAAGCGAGGGGUUUGAUGAGAUGGUAUUUUAAUGACACUCUCAUCGCUGAAAUCACUGGAGAUCAGAGUAAGAUCUGUACAGAUGUUCAGUGUGAUGAGAGAUUCAGAGACAGACUGAAGCUGGACAAUCAGACUGGAUCUCUGACCAUCACAAACACCAGAAACACAGACUCUGGAGAAUAUAAUCUUGAGAUCAUCACCAACAGCAACAGCAUCCGCCGUCAGCACAGCAUCAGCAUUAUCAGUGAAAAGAGCCAAGAUUGGAUUGUGUAUUUAUGUAUAGGAGGAUUAUGUGUUGGUGUUCUGCUGGUGAUUGCAGGUGUAACUGAAUGUCGGAUCAGCAUGCAGAAGAUCCCAACUGCGACUAAAAUCAACAGAGAUCCAGUAGAGAUCAACACUAUCAGAGAGAAUGGAGGAGCUGAAGGAGAGGAAAGGAGAGACAGUUCCUGCUCUUCUUCUGUGGUCAGAGUUGAAGGUUUUGUUGGAGGCUCUGCUGUCUUUACUUGUUCUAUCCCUGAAAGUGAGAUUAAGGACAAUAUAAAAAAAUUCAACCUACAUGUGAGAGACAUUGAAGGCAAGACUGUGUGUGACAUAAUUGGGGGCGACAGAACAUGUCAAGGUCAAGCUCCAGAGUACAAGGCCAGAACUGAAAUAUUACCCAAUGCUCAAAAGGAGGGUAACUUCACCAUCAAACUCAACUGGCUUAAAAAAAACGAUGCCAGGAAGUACACCUGCAUCUUCACAGGGCCAUUUCAAAAUGAAAUUUACUUAGAGCUUGAUGUCAAAGAUUGUCACGGUGCACACAAGAACAAGAUGUUGUUUCACUUCCUAUUACAGGCUCCGCCCUCGAUGCACGAUCGUUUUUUGUUUACAUUUGAGAUUGUCAACAUUGAAACGGCACAGACAAUUUUGUUUCUACAGCAUUCGUUUUUCAGAGAAACUGUGAUGAAUCUUUUUAUUUUCGUCCCAGUGUGUGUUUUCCAGCUUGGUGUGUCUGGUGUUGAUACAGACAGAGUCUCAGUGAUGGAGGGAGAUUCAGUCACUCUAAACACUGGUGUUCAAACAAACCAACAAGAAAAGAUUAAAUGGUUUUUCAAUCACACUCGUAUAGCUCAAAUCACUGAAAUCGCUGGAGAUCAGAGUAAGAUCUGUACAGAUGUUCAGUGUGAUGAGAGAUUCAGAGACAGACUGAAGCUGGAUCAUCAGACUGGAUCUCUGACCAUCAAAAACACCAGAACCACAGACUCUGGAGAUUAUCAUCUUGACAUUAUCAGCAACAGCAGCAGCAUCCGCCGUCAGCACAGCAUCAGAAUUAUCAGUGAAAACGAGCCUUACAGCAACCACAGCCUCCCAGACACUGUUCAGAGAGGUGUACUGUUUUCCCUCCUUGUAAAUCGCACAUUUGAUGAUGGACCACAGGUUCUCAAUGGGGUUCAGAUCAGACUUCUUCCUGUACCACUGCUUGAAGAAGGUGUCUUCCAGAAACUGGCAGUAGGACUGGGAGUUGAGCUUGACUCCAUCCUCAACCCGAAAAGGCCCCACAAGCUCAUCUUUGAUGAUACCAGCCCAAACCAGUACUCCACCUCCACCUUGCUGGCGUCUGAGUCGGACUGGAGCUCUCUGCCCUUUACCAAUCCAGCCACGGGCCCAUCCAUCUGGCCCAUCAAGACUCACUCUCAUUUCAUCAUUUGUUCCUCAGGUUUGCUCGGUGUUGAUACAGACGGAGUGUCAGUGUCAGUGAUGGAGGGAGAUUCAGUCACUCUAAACACUGGUGUUCAAACAAACCAACAAGACAGAAUUAAAUGGUAUUUCAACAACACUCGCAUCGCUAAAAUCACUGGAGAUUAAUGAUGUUACGUAUGA